Messenger RNA from Dermatophagoides farinae (American house dust mite), 4367 nucleotides. The record is from RefSeq and is a predicted model, not a curated record. Lineage: Eukaryota; Metazoa; Arthropoda; Arachnida; Sarcoptiformes; Pyroglyphidae.
CUAAUAAUGAUCACAUUAUCAUUAUCAUCAUCAUGAUGGCCAUUUUAUCAUUGAUAAUUUAUCCGAUACCGAUUGUUCGAGGUCAACAUGCAAAACAGGUAGCAACCAUACCUGGACAAUUAGUGAUUGGUGCAUUAUUUUCAAUACGUGAACAGCCAACAUUACGUGCAGCACAGACACGUACCUGUGGUGAAGUUCGUGAACAAUACGGUAUACAUCGUGUUGAAGCUGCAUUUCAGACAAUCGAUACUAUUAACAAUGAUACAAAUAUUUUGCCCAACAUUACAUUGGGUAUUGAAAUACGUGAUUCAUGUUGGUAUUCGGCAAUAGCAUUAGAACAAAGUAUUGAAUUUAUUCGUGAUGCAAUGGCUGCAUCAGAAGAAAAAGCAUAUGGUUCAUCAUCAUCAUCAUCAUCAUCAUCAUUGUCAUCAUCAUUUUUUCGCCCCGGUUCAGUAUACAGUGUUCAUGAUGAUGAUCAUUUAUUAUCAUCGACAACUCAUAAUAAUAAUGAUGAUGAUAAUAAUAAUAAUAAUAAUAAUAAUGACGAUGAUGAUGAUGAUGAUGAUUCAUCGAGUAAACAACCUCGUAUUUUAGGCCUAUUUCCGGCUUCACCAUUUAGUGGUUCUCCACAACGUUUUAAUGUUAGUACACCAUGCCCGAAAGCAACAAAAAAAGCAAAAAAUAUUGUCGGUGUUGUUGGCCCAGCUUCAUCUACAAACACAAUACAGGUCCAAAAUUUAUUACAAUUAUUUAAUAUACCUCAAAUUGGCUAUUCGGCUACCAGUAAAGAGCUAAGUGGAAAGAAUUUUUUCAAAUUUUUUCUACGUGUAGUACCGUCUGAUCAUCAUCAAGCUCAAGUGGUUAGCUCAUUAUUUCGAUACUAUAAUUGGACAUAUAUUUCCGUCGUCUAUACAGAUGGUAAGUUUGUCUUCUCUUUUUUUUUUGUUCUGUCGAGAUUCUUUUUUUUGCUGUUGUUGUUUAAUAAUAAAAUCUCUCUAUCUCAAGGGAGCUAUGGAUCCGGUUUGAUGGAAAUAUUCAAAACAAAUGCUCAAGAUGUUGGUAUAUGUAUUGCUUAUAUGGAAUCGAUACCACCGAAUGGUGAUGAUGAAGUAUAUGAUGCUGUUGUACAGAGUUUAUUGGAAUUUAAGAAUGCAAAAGUUGUUGCCUGUUUUUGUGAAGGAUCAUCAGUUAGAGCAUUAUUACAAGCUAAAAGACGAUUAAAUGUUACCACUGAAUUUAUGCUUGUCGGUAGUGAUGGCUGGUCUGAUCGUCCUGAUGUUGUUAAAGGUUUAGAAAAAGAAGCUCAAGGCAGUGUCACCGUUCGUAUCUAUUCACCAAUUGUGGAAGAAUUUGAUGAUCAUUAUUUCAAAUUAAAUCCAUUGGCCAAUCAUCGAAAUCCAUGGUUUAGAGAAUUUUGGGAAGCAAAAUUCAAUUGUAGUCUUCGUAAUCUAACCGGUCAAGUGAUUGUCCAUCCAAAUAAUGUUACAUUCACAAAACAAUGUACUGGAGAUGAAUCAUUGCAGGAUUUUGUCGUACGACGAAAACCUCGAUAUAAACAGGAUAAUAAAAUGUCAUUCGUAGUUAAAGCCAUUUGGACUAUGGCACAUGGUCUACAUAAUAUGCAAAAAUCUUUGUGUAAAAAUGUUACUGGUCUUUGUAAUGAAAUGUUACCCGUAAAUGGAUCAAUAUUAUUAUGGAAUCUAAAUAAUGCUCGAUUCCGAUGGAAAGAUGAAAUUGUUGAAUUUGAUGAAAAUGGUGAUCCACCUGGCCGCUAUGAUAUAAUAAAUUAUCAGGAGCUUAAAAAAGGAGAAUAUGAUUAUGUACAAGUUGGUGAAUGGAAUAGUGAUUCUAAUUUAAGUAUUUAUCGACCAAUACAAUGGCCACGUGAACGUGAAAUGGUCAUACAAUCAAAUUAUACUGAAAUAAAAGUAUUGAAUAAACAUACAUCAAUACCGGAAUCUGUUUGCUCAAAACCAUGUCCAAAAGGACAAGCCAAGAAUAUUCAAUCUGAUUCUGUCAAAUGUUGUUGGAUUUGUGUGCCUUGCCGUGAAAAUGAAUAUUUAACAAGUGAAGAGAAAUGUAAACCAUGUAAAAUUGGCACAUGGCCUAAUGAAAAUUUGACAGGUUGUACACCAAUACCAAUUGAAUUUAUUCGUUGGACAGAUACUUGGUCAUUGGUGGCCAUGACUAUUUCAUUGAUCGGUUUUAUUAUUACAUUAUUCACAAUGAUUGUAUUUAUUAAACAUAAUGAUACACCUAUGGUCAAAGCAUCGACACGUGAAUUAUCAUAUAUCAUUAUGUUUGGAAUGUUUUUAUGUCAUUCAACAACGUUUGCAUUGAUAGCUAAACCAACUAAAUUAACCUGUUAUAUUACACGUAUAUUGCCCGGUUUAAGUUUUGCAAUAAUGUAUGGUUCAUUAGUAACAAAAACUAAUCGUAUUGCUCGUAUAUUGGCUGGUUCAAAGAAACGAAUUAUAACAAAAAAACCACGUUUCAUGUCUGCAACAGCUCAAGUGGUAAUCACCUGGCUAUUAGUAUCGGUUGAAGUUGGUAUCAUAAUCACCAUUUUAGUUCGUGAACCAGCCGAUAAAAUGCUCAAAUAUCCAACAUUAGAUCGUGUGGUGCUCACAUGUAAUACAAAAGUAUUGGGAAUUUCGGCACCACUUGGUUUCGAUUUUGUUCUUAUUGGUUUCUGUACAUUAUAUGCCAUUAAAACACGUAACGUGCCAGAGAAUUUUAAUGAAGCAAAAUUUAUUGGUUUCACCAUGUAUACAACAUUGGUCAUUUGGAUUGCAUUCGUACCGAUUUAUUAUAAUUCCGAUGAAAAUGUUAUAACAUUGAGCUUGUGUAUUAGUUUUUCAGCUAUUGUUGCAUUGAUAUUAUUAUUCUUUCCAAAGCUAUAUAUUAUAUUAUUUAAACCGGAAAAAAAUAAUCGCAGUUAUUUUACCACAGCAAAAAAUGUUCGCUGCCAUAUUGGUUAUAUGCAAGCUGCAACAUCGACAACAACAUCAACAAUACAAAGUCAACCAACAGCAACUAGUGCUGUUUCAAGACAUUCAUCACAUUCGGCAUCAGAUUUUAGUCUUGAAUCACCAAGAAAUCAUUCAAUCGAUGUUUGUUAUAGAAAACCAGUAUCAGAAAUAUCCACUGUUCAUAAUCAAUAUUAUACAACGCCAUCAUAUUCAGGCACACAUCUAAAUCAUACAAAAAUACCACAACGUCGUAAUGGUCACGUUAAAAAGGGAUUCUUUUCACGUUUACGUAUCAGUAAACAAGAUAAAAUUGCAGCUAAUGUAGCAGAACAUAUACGUGCCGUACGUGCAGCUGAAGCAUUGGAUCGUCAAACGGCACGUGGACGUCGUUUCCAUGUAGCUACAAGCCAAAGUUUUUCAGAAAAACAUGAAGAACCAACAACAACAACAACAACAGCAACAUCUAUGAUUGGCAAUGAACCAACAACGACAAGACAAGAGGAUACGGUUGGAAUAUUAUCACGUCAAGAUACGGCAACACGAAGAAUACGUAUUAUUCAUCUUUUACGUCGAACAUUUGGUGAAGAGCUAGAAAAAUUGCCACAAUUCAGUGCAUUGGUCAAUUGUCUUAAAUAUGAAUGUUCACAUACAUUUACUGAAUGUGCCGUUCAAACGGGCAAUGGUGGUAAUGGUAAUAAUGGUAUGGAUACAUUAAGACGACGAUUAACAUCAAUACCAGCCGAUGUUAAUCUUUUACAACAACAACAACAACAUGAAAAUGGAUUUUCAAAAAACAACCACAGAUAUCAACAAUCAUCAUCAUCACAAUUACAACAGCAUCAGAAACAAAAAGUUUGUAAAACAAUGUCAUCGGAUGAAAGCAUGUCGGUAACAGGUUCGGUUGUUGUUGAAGAGAAUAUUAGUUCCGGUGGUGAAGAUUCAAGUCAAACAUCCGGUGUAUAUAAAAAUAUCAUAAUAAAUUUAAGUAAUUUAGCAACUUUAGCAUCAGAUCCACAACAAUCAAGUUCAUCAAGAGAUAUAUAUCAUUAUCAACAGCAGCAGCAACAGCAACAGCAGCAGCAACAACAACAACAAUUUGAUCAACCAUUAUCGACACCACAUUCAGCUGAUCAUCAUCAUUAUCGUCAUCAUCAACCACAUCACCAACAUCACCAACAAUCAUCAUCAUCAUCAUCAAUUUGAAAUGUCAACAGAUCAAAUAUUUCCAGAAAUGAGACCAUCAUCUAAAUCACAGCAACAAUUACAUAGUAACAAUAAUGAAUUGAUCGGUAUAUUAAAGAAAAAUCGUUGAAUUGGGAAUCAUCAAUGUUUUUUUUUGUUUGUUUGUUGUUUGUUUGUCUGUUUUCAUCAUUCACUUUAUAUUCAUUAUAAUAA